Messenger RNA from Spodoptera litura, 2029 nucleotides. RefSeq lists its product as uncharacterized. The record is from RefSeq and is a predicted model, not a curated record. NCBI's taxonomy places the organism in Eukaryota, Metazoa, Arthropoda, Insecta, Lepidoptera, Noctuidae.
ACAGUUACAUACUCUUCCUUGCUCUAAUACCGUUAGAAAGAAAGAGACAAAACACAAGAAUUACCAUUGGGCCAUGGAACGCACGUAAUUUAUUGAUUUUGAGGUUAUUUCCGUACGCAUAAAAUAAUUUUACGUUUAUCUUGUGAAAUUAUGUUAUUUUCAUGUUUGUGAGUGUUAAAUUAAGUUCCAGUUUAUUGUUUUAUUUUAAAUUGAGUUUAUAAUGUCUGAUGUUGAAGAACCACCGACGAAGAUGUCGAAAUUUGAAGAGGAAGAAUAUUUAGAGCCAGAGGGAGAAGAGGCUUUGGAAGAGGGCUUGGAAGAGGGUCAGGAGGAGUGGCUGAGUGAGGGAGUGCUCACUGAUGAUGACUAUGUUCACACCACUGAACAAGACCAAGAGAAAGCCGAUAUUUCAAUGGAAAAUACCCAAGAAACUUUAGAAGAACAUGAUACCUUAGUGACUAUGGAUGGAAUGGUAACAAACGUGGUUACCAUGGCAACCACACAAGAGCAGAAAGCCAGCAAUUUGACUGGAAACAUAGAGGAACAGCUGAACAAUUUGGAGAGCUCGCGGAAUGGAGACGAUUUGAACGAUGAGUUGGAUACUUUUUUGAUCAGAAAAAAUGAUGGCGUAUUAAAAGAAUAUAAAGUGAAUAAAGAAGAAGCUAAUAUGAGCGUGGACAAAGAGCAAGAGGAUGACGGCAAUGACACGGAUGACUUACUUCGUAUGUUAGGAGAAGAUGACCAGAAAAUUAAGAAGAAGACUCUCAAAGUUGUGAAGGCUCAGAAGGUUGAUGACCAGGGAUCCAGCGAUGACGAUGACUUCGUUUAUGAGCGCAGCCAAGUGAAGACGCUGAAGCUAGCAAAGAACGCCUUAAUAAAACGACCAGCUACUAAGGCAGUACCCGAAGAUAUGAGCGAUGGAGACGAUGAGACUGACCAGUCAUCAGAUGAAGGUUCCACAGUGCAACGCAUGUUUGAAGUGAAGACACCGACAUCUACCGCCACCAAGACGGAACCACAGAAGAAAAUAAUCAAACAUGUCGUCCACAUGACUAAUACUACUAACAAGAACCCAAAACAAGAACUAAAGCAAGUCAAAACGUACUCACAACAAAAACCGCAGUCUAAACCAAAUUUCACCCCCCAAAAACCGAAUUUGAGUCAAAAACUAUCUUCGACGCCAAAACCGAAUUUCGGUGCGCAGAAACCGAUUUUAAAAACGCCGAAACCAAUACCACAAUUGUUGUCGAAAUUCACUAAAUCGGUUGAGAUCAAAACGCCGGCGCCUUUUAAGCCUUUGGACAAGAAUUCAAAAGAUCAAGGUUCGAAGCCCGGGGUGAAAGAUGAGAGCCAAAAACACGAUGAUUUUGAUGAUGUCAUCGACGAAGAAGAAUUUCUAGAAGAUGAUGAGUUCGAUCUUGAUGAAGAGGAGUUUGCAGAAGAGUCAGAAGGUGACACAUCAAAGAAACAACGCAUCAUGAAGCCGGAGGUGAUGGACGAAGAGGUUCCUAGUGAUGCUGAGAGCAGAUCCGAAGAUGGGAGCCUUUACGAUGAACUCCCCUCAUCAGAUUCCGAAGACCUAGACGACUGGUUCACCCUCGACAUACGAGCUGAAAGAGCCGGAGACUACUUACCACUAUUAGGUACAAAAGCCAAAGAACUGUUGCUAGCAGAGCGUCGCAGAGUCAGUUCCCGAGUGGCGACAUUGCGCCAGAGUCUAUCAGCGUUAACUGACAGUGCAAGACGGCAAGCUGAUCAGCUUCGCGCGGCCGCCAUGGCACUCGCAGAGAUAGACGACACUCUAAGGGCCGCCUGACCUGAAGAUCCUUCACAGCCCACUGCUGAAAUAUGUGCCUCCCCUACAUAAAUGGGAUUGCUAUAUUAAUAUGGUCUCAUCAUCAUCAACAGCCUAUAAAUGCCCACUGCUGAGCAAUACCCUCUUCUCAUAUGAGAAAGGUUUGACCAUUAAUCACCACGCUUGCUCAACGCGCGAUGGCGAUUACAAACUUAUAUUAAAUUAGAAAUUAUA